AUGUCGCAAGAUAAAGGCUACUACGCUUCUCAGCCUCCACAGUAUCCUCAGCAGGUCCAACCAGCCUAUGGACAACCCGCGUAUGGUCAGGCAGCUUCAUAUCAACCCGGGUAUCCCCCUCAAUCUGGAUACGACCAGCCCGGCUAUCCACAAUCGAACACUAUGGGCGGUUACUAUGCUCAACCUUCACCUCAACCUGGCAUGUACCAACAACAGCCGCCUCCACCCCAAAACAGCAAAAAGGAUGAUAUAUGUUUCGGAUGUACAAUUCUCAGCGAUCCCACUCUCCCGAUAAAUGACCCUGCAUCGUUAACCUCUAGUCCUGUGAUUUUCCUUAUUCUUAUUAUCCCUAAAAGAGCGAGUCAGGAAAAGGAAAGUUUUUUCUUGCAGGUGAAAGCAAAUCUCUUGUUUAGAAGGGAGAAGAGCCCUUAUUUGGUUACUGAGCUAACAAAAUGGAAGGGAAUUAAUGCAAAGGGUUUAUAUGACCUUAGUUAUGGAAUUGUCCUAUCCAAGGCAUUUGAUCUCUCUCUUGCUCUUGCACUUGGGACAAAGGAAAUGCGACAGUUUAGUGUAUAUACUGAGAAUGAAUAG
Messenger RNA from Lobosporangium transversale, 591 nucleotides. RefSeq lists its product as hypothetical. Lineage: Eukaryota; Fungi; Mortierellomycota; Mortierellomycetes; Mortierellales; Mortierellaceae. The transcript is spliced from 3 exons. Bases 1 to 591 code for a protein of 196 amino acids. The record is from RefSeq and is a predicted model, not a curated record.